Molecule: messenger RNA, 426 nt
Organism: Penicillium subrubescens
Lineage: Eukaryota; Fungi; Ascomycota; Eurotiomycetes; Eurotiales; Aspergillaceae
Product: GFA family protein
Exons: 4
Coding region: 1-426 (141 amino acids)
Molecular function (GO): carbon-sulfur lyase activity
Source: RefSeq, a predicted model, not a curated record
AUGGCUUUAUCCCAGAAUUCCGAAAAGGGAGAUCCCGUUGAUCAAAGUACGGGAGUCACCUACGAGGGAAGCUGUCAUUGCAAAGCUGUGCUUUAUUCUGUGAAACUGCCUUCUGAGAUACCGAGCUUGCCAGUCAUUUCGUGCAAUUGCAGCUAUUGCCACGUUUCAGGCAGUUUUCAUGCGUUCGCGGAUGACAUCGAAAUCCGCCAAGGGGAAGAAGCCCUCAAGGAAUAUCGUUUCGGCACGCAUUCCAUCAAGAUUUUCUUUUGCGGAACCUGUGGUGCCAAUGUGUACAACAGAUCGGUGAAUCCAAAGUUCAUCUUUGGCAAAUGUGCUAUCAAUGUACGCCUCCUACAGGGUGUUGAUCUAGGAGCCAUAGAAGUCACCAAGCGUGAGGGCAAGGAUUUCUAUCCACCACCUUUGUAA